Patiria miniata (bat star) is the source of this 2354-nucleotide messenger RNA. RefSeq names its product protein NipSnap homolog 2-like. Gene Ontology annotation, cellular component: mitochondrion. The transcript is spliced from 10 exons. The coding region runs from base 52 to 894 and encodes 280 amino acids. The record is from RefSeq and is a predicted model, not a curated record. NCBI's taxonomy places the organism in Eukaryota, Metazoa, Echinodermata, Asteroidea, Valvatida, Asterinidae.
GGUCACUUGGUGGCGCUGGCGCUCUCUGAUGAUCUCAGAAAUUCAUCAAAAAUGGCGACGAAUGGCAAACUUUUGUUACUUCGUUCUUCACAACUUCUGCGAAAUGCAGCUGUUAUUAACCACGCACCUGUCAUACAGAGGUCCUACGCAUCGGGCGAAGGGGAAGGCUGGCUGAACAAACUCCUUCACGUCAAAAAAGUUGAACCAGCGAAGGCAGCACACUCAGAGGCACUCACCAACAAGGAAGUGGUAUAUGAAAUGCAGAUACAUAACAUCAAACCAGACAGGAUGAAGGAGUACAUCCAAGCAUCGGAGCACUGUUUGAAGAGAAUUCACGAGAAUCCCGAUUUUCCCUGCAAGCUUUUCGGCAGCUGGAGCACGGCAUUCGGUGAACAAGAUCAAGCAGUUCACGUCUGGUUCUAUGAAGGUGGCUACCAUGCUGUCAAGACGAUGUCGGAGAAACUUUGGGUGGAUAAGGAGUACAAUGAUUACAAGAAGCUACGAGGCGAGAUGUUGAUGAACCGGAGUAACUCCCUCCUGCUUCCCUUCAGCUUCUGGGGAAAGCCCCAGCCGCGAGAGCCAGGCAACCUGUAUGAACUCAGAAGCUACCAUCUCAGGCCUGGUACAUUGAUAGAGUGGGCGAACAACUGGAAAAGUGGAAUUCGAUUCCGUCGUGAGAACAAUGAAGCUGUAGCAGGUCUCUUCACUCAAGUGGGGGACCUGUACUUAGUACACCACAUCUGGGCCUACAAAGAUCUUCAGACACGCAAGGAGAUCCGUGAGAAAGCCUGGCAGAAUCCUGGAUGGGACAGCUGUGUAGCGUACACUGUGCCGCUGAUUCGCAAGAUGGAGGCUAGGAUCAUGAUCCCCUUGCCAUGUUCUCCUCUUCAGUGAACAACAGAAACUCAACGCCACCAGACAAACAUUUGUAAACUCAAAAGCCAUUAGGGACAUUGUGAAAUAAAUUUAUCUUGACGUGUUCUGGCAAGGCCCUAUAUUCUACAGUGACUUGAUUGGUUUUGAUUGAUCAACAAAAAUAAAACCUUCUUUAGACCUGGCCCAGUAUUCCCUGCAGAGUUUUGAGUGAAUGCGUUUCCAGUCCUAUCAAAUUUAUUCUAACUUUUUUUUAUUUGUAGAGAAAACUGUGUUUCGAAGGUUAUGAAGUGAAUAGGUGAACACGAGUGCAUCAUAUACAAUGUGGUUUUUAUGUUUGAAAUCCUACUUUGUCCCGAUAGAAACUCUGAAAUUUGUCUAAUUUUUUUAAGAGAGUGGAACAGUUUGAGAUAUGACGGGGGCAGUGAACCUCUCCAAAGCACUCAUGGUAGUCAGUUGUAAUGGACUGCCACACUCAUUGGGUUAACUGUGUGGAAAUUGCAUUGUAUACUUUCGGGGUUUGUGAAACAGCGGCUUCAACUCCAGUUUGGCUCCGAUUUGAGGCCCUGACUUGUCCAUGUUCUGGUUCAGAAAAAGGAGCCCAAUGGCCAAAUAUUUACAUAUGGUUUGGAACUUAAAGGCUUCCUGAUGAUAAAACCAAAGCUGAAGCAAAACUGUGGUUUCAAAAAUAACCUUGGAAGAGCGCCCUCUCUAAUUAGAAGCAAAACUUUGAGCAUAAAAAUAAAGUACUAAUGCAUUAAGGAUUGCCGUAUUUCUACAUGGUAUUUUACAAAAAUGUUGAAUUAUUUGAACAUCGAGUAUCAAUUUGACACAAGAAUAAGUUGAACACAAUUUAUUUUUGCGUCAUUCUGUAAAGUAACAGGAUAAUUAUGAAUAUUUUGUAAAAAAAGAAAAUUCAUUUACAGCUGUUAUUUACAAUAUUAAAGUUGUUGAUUUAUCACUGAAGUCGUAACCCACCCCCACCAUUCAGAUCCUGACGCAUUUAAAAAAUUGAAAAGCUGCCAAAAUUUACCCCCAAACCUCGCGAAGAAUCACCCUCACAAUGCAGCUGGAGUGGUCUUACAAAAUGUGAUUUCUGCUAGAGCUACUAAACUAAAAAAAAAACACCUUUAUUUGAUUGAAAAUGGUAGCCGUGUACACACAAUUUUGUGAAUUUUGUUUAAGCCAAAAAAAUAGUGCAUGCGUUUUUGAAAGAACCAGUUGUAGAAAACCUGCAGUGAAAAUUUGGUGAUUUUAGAUUAAGAAACACAGGUGUUUGUGUGUUUCUGUCGUUAUAGUAAACCCACUUUUGUUACUUUUGAGUCUCAGAAAAAUUAUGAGUUAGUGAAAUUAUUUAAUUUAACCAACUUUACCAUUGUAAAUACCUUUGAGUUUUAAACACAAAAACAAUUCGAAGUUGUUGUUGACUAAAUAGCUUAAAAGCUUGGUAUUAAUAAAAAGUACAGUUUUGAUUGAUAACA